Messenger RNA from Acanthamoeba castellanii str. Neff, 585 nucleotides. RefSeq names its product acylCoA oxidase. The record is from RefSeq and is a predicted model, not a curated record. The transcript has 4 exons. Gene Ontology annotation, cellular component: peroxisome. Bases 1 to 585 code for a protein of 194 amino acids. Gene Ontology annotation, biological process: lipid homeostasis; fatty acid beta-oxidation using acyl-CoA oxidase. NCBI's taxonomy places the organism in Eukaryota, Discosea, Longamoebia, Acanthamoebidae. Gene Ontology annotation, molecular function: FAD binding; acyl-CoA oxidase activity; fatty acid binding.
AUGAACCCGUUCGAUGCCUGGAACUCCAUACUCGACAUGAUCCUUGCCCUCGGCAAGGCCUACGUGGACCGCAUCACGUGCGAGAAGUUUGUCGAGACGAUCCGCGCGUGCAAGGAACCGGGAACGAAGGCCGUGCUCAAACAGCUGUGCCGGCUGUGGGCGCUGUCAGCCAUAGAGAAGAACAUGGGCUGGUAUGUGGCCAACAGCUAUUUUGCGCCGAUCAAGGCCAGGGCCAUGCAGGCCGAGAUCAACAAGCUCUGCAGCGAGCUGCGUCCGCAUGCGCUCGCGCUGGUGGAGAGCUUCGCGCUGCCGGAUCACGUGGUGUGCGCGCCCAUCGCCUUUGACUGGGUGGAGAAGGGCAGCCAAGGCUACGAAAACGAGAAGGAGGAGCGCGAGCGACUUCUCUCCUCGCUCUCGUCCCAGGUUUUGGGCGACCUGGCCCACGGCGAGGGCAAAGACGAAGGCGAAGAGUACGACGUCGUGUACUAUGAAGACGUCGACGUUGAUGACGUGGAGGAUGAUCCUGAGGAGGAGGACAAGCGCGCCAAGCAGUUCGCCAAGGAAGACCCCCUCCACGACUACUGA